Messenger RNA from Etheostoma cragini (Arkansas darter), 978 nucleotides. It is a transcript of the gene setdb2, whose product is annotated as SET domain bifurcated histone lysine methyltransferase 2. Gene Ontology annotation, cellular component: nucleus. The transcript has 5 exons. NCBI's taxonomy places the organism in Eukaryota, Metazoa, Chordata, Actinopteri, Perciformes, Percidae. The record is from RefSeq and is a predicted model, not a curated record. Gene Ontology annotation, biological process: heterochromatin organization; negative regulation of gene expression. The annotation marks the transcript as partial. Gene Ontology annotation, molecular function: histone H3K9 methyltransferase activity; DNA binding.
UUUCCUGUCUGUUCCUCAGAGCGGGCGAGGACCUUCUGGGCCGAGGAGGACGUGGACCAGGUCUUCGACGGGAUCUUUGACUACCUGGAUCACCUGAGGAGAGUCCUGAAGAAGAACGCCGCCACGGAUAAAGAGUAUGUUCAGGGUCUGAAGCUGCUGGAGGCUCUGAACUCUCCGCUGGCCUCGGCUCAGGACUCCUCCGUGGUCCAGGUGGUCAUCGGAGCAGAUGAGUCCCAGCCGGCCUACAGCCCCCCCUCCCCCUUCCCUCCCUCUGGGGAGUCUUCGUGGUCGGCAGCGCCGCCUGGAGGCCGGGAGGAGGACCUGCAGCCCCCCCUCACCCCCAACCAGCUGCAGUACCAGCUGCACACCUGCACACAGUCGUGCCUGCCCAGUUUACCCAGCAUGCCUCAGUGCGGCGCCGCGUUCUGGGGCCAGAACCCGCUGAAGGUGCCGCUGCUCUGCGGCUUCAAGCGGCUGAGCGCCGUGCCGCUGAUGAUGUCAUCAGGAGGGGACGGGGACGCGGAGGCGGAGGAGUACGUGGAGGACUGGGACGUCGUCUACAAAACCCCGUGUGGGCUGAGCCUGCGUAACCAUGACGACGUGAUGCGUUUCCUGUUGGCCACAGAGAGCUACGACGUCAUGCAGGUGGACUUCUUCACCUUUAACCCGUGCGUGCGGUUGGACCCCCCCCAGGCGGCGGGCCCCCGGCGCCCCGAGAUGGACCUGAGCCGCGGCGUGGAACCAACGCCCGUGCAGCUGUGCCUCGGCGACGGCGGCGCCCGGCCCGCCGACUUCCGCUACAGGAAGGAGCGCUGGCCGCACGGCUGCUUCCUGAGCCGCGGCCCGGCGCUGUUCUCCGCCUGCUGCGACUGCACCGACGGCUGCAGCGACCCGCGGCGCUGCGCCUGCGCCGCCGCCACCCCGGGGGGGCGCCGCUACGCCCACCACCGGCUGGCCCAGCCCGUACCGCCAGGGUGA